Drechmeria coniospora is the source of this 789-nucleotide messenger RNA. Its product is annotated as nucleolar protein NOP52 variant. Gene Ontology annotation, biological process: rRNA processing. Gene Ontology annotation, cellular component: nucleus; preribosome, small subunit precursor; preribosome, large subunit precursor. Bases 1 to 789 code for a protein of 262 amino acids. The record is from RefSeq and is a predicted model, not a curated record. Lineage: Eukaryota; Fungi; Ascomycota; Sordariomycetes; Hypocreales; Ophiocordycipitaceae. The transcript has 2 exons.
AUGGCCAUGGCAGCCGGCGCCGGCGCUGAGGCGUCGCAAAUGCCAUUCAUCAAGAAUCUCGCCUCCAGCGACAGGAAACUCCGCACCCAGUCCCUCGAAGCGCUGCAAUCCUUCCUCAAUAGCCGCGGCGAGCUGCCCCUAGACGACGCACGCAAACUGUGGACCGGGCUCUACUAUGCGCUGUGGAUGACGGAUCGUCCGCGUCCGCAGCAGGCCCUCGCCGCCGACCUCGCCAACCUCCUCUUCGGCCUCCGCGCCGCCUGCGCCGCCCCUUGGCUUCGCGCCUUCUGGCUCGUCCUCUCCGCCCAGUGGCCCUCCAUCGACGCUCUCCGGAUGGACAAGUUCCUCCUCCUCGCACGUCGGGGCUACGCCGCCCACGUCCGCUGGGUGAAACAGAGAGGCUACGGCGCCGACGAGCACGUUCCGGACGUUGCCCGCGUCCUGAGGGAGGUGUGCCUCGACGUCGACGAGGAGGCCCGCGUCGCCCUCGGCCUGCGCCUCCACAUUCUUGACAUCUGCAUCGACGAGCUCGAGAACGAGGGUGUGCUGUCGCCCGUGGAAGACGAUGAACCGCUCGAGGCGGUGAGGACCGCCUUCGUCCAGCUCUUCGGCGACAUGGUCGAGGAGCUGCGCCGGAGCCCUGUCAAGAGCGUGCGGGAACGGGCCAAGGAGGCGUACGCGGAUGAGAGGCUGCCUUGGGCGACGAGGGAGGAGGGCGACGACGACGACGAAAUGGGCGAGAGCGACGGGGGAGCUGAUGACGAGGGCUGGGGUGGCAUCGACGAUUAA